AUGUUGACUUCCAUAUUGAUAAAGGGUCGCACACCUCUUCUUGUAAGCAGAAAUUUAGCAGUACUGCUCACGAAUUGCAAACGUAUUAAUCGGGCAGUUUCAACAAGGUUAUAUAAUGAUGGGAACAGAGAUCAAAAGAAUUUUGGUAGGUAUCAGAGGAACGACAACAAUAAUAGGUCCAGAAACUCCCGCUUCAAUUCGCGCCCAAGAACUAGGUCUAGGGAAGACGAGGAUGAAGUACAUUUCGAUAAAACCACUUUUUCUAAGUUAAUUCACGUGCCAAAAGAAGAAAAUACUAAAGAAGUAACGCUGGAUUCUUUACUGGAAGAAGGUGUUCUUGAUAAAGAAAUACACAAAGCUAUUACUAGGAUGGAGUUCCCCGGUUUAACUCCUGUACAGCAAAAGACUAUAAAACCAAUCUUGUCCAGUGAAGACCACGAUGUUAUCGCAAGAGCUAAAACCGGUACAGGUAAGACAUUUGCAUUCUUGAUUCCAAUUUUCCAGCAUUUGAUAAAUACGAAGUUCGAUUCUCAGUAUAUGGUAAAGGCUGUCAUUGUUGCACCAACAAGAGAUUUGGCCUUGCAAAUCGAAGCCGAGGUGAAAAAAAUCCACGAUAUGAAUUAUGGCUUGAAAAAGUACACUUGCGUCUCUUUAGUUGGUGGUACUGAUUUCAGAGCAGCUAUGAAUAAAAUGAAUAAGUUGAGACCAAACAUUGUAAUCGCCACUCCAGGAAGAUUGAUUGAUGUCUUAGAAAAGUACUCGAAUAAGUUUUUCAGGUUUGUGGAUUAUAAAGUAUUAGAUGAAGCUGAUAGAUUGCUAGAAAUUGGUUUUAGAGAUGAUUUGGAAACUAUUUCUGGUAUAUUAAAUGAAAAGAACUCCAAAUCAGCCGAUAACAUCAAGACUUUGUUGUUCUCUGCCACUCUGGAUGACAAAGUGCAAAAAUUGGCAAACAAUAUCAUGAAUAAAAAGGAAUGUCUCUUUUUGGACACAGUAGACAAGAAUGAACCUGAAGCUCAUGAAAGAAUUGAUCAAUCCGUUGUAAUUUCUGAAAAAUUUGCCAAUAGUAUAUUUGCUGCUGUGGAGCAUAUAAAAAAACAAAUAAAGGAAAGAGACUCUAAUUACAAAGCCAUUAUUUUUGCACCAACUGUCAAAUUCACGUCCUUUUUGUGUAAUAUUUUACAAAAUGAGUUCAAGAAGGAUCUACCAAUUCUGGAAUUUCAUGGUAAAAUUACUCAAAAUAGAAGAACGAGUUUAGUUAAGAGAUUUAAGAAAGAUGAAUCUGGUAUUUUGGUUUGCACAGAUGUGGGUGCCCGUGGUAUGGAUUUUCCAAAUGUCCACGAAGUUUUGCAAAUUGGUGUUCCAUCCGAGUUGGCUAAUUAUAUCCAUAGAAUUGGUAGAACUGCCAGAAGUGGGAAGGAAGGCUCCUCCGUGCUAUUCAUUUGUAAGGAUGAAUUACCGUUUGUCAGAGAAUUGGAAGAUGCCAAAAACAUAAUCAUUGCCAAACAAGAAAAAUACGAGCCAAGUGAAGAAAUAAAAUCUGAAGUUUUGGGAGCGGUAACCGAUGAACCAGAAGACAUAUCUGAUGUUGUGAUAAGUUUAAUCUCAUCCUACAGAUCUUGUAUCAAAGAAUACAGGUUUUCUGAAAGGCAUAUACUGCCUGAAAUUGCUUCUACUUAUGGUGUAUUGUUAAACGAUCCCCAAUUAAAGAUCCCUGUAUCUAGAAGAUUUUUAGAUAAAUUAGGCUUGAGCCGUAGUCCAAUUGGUAAGACAAUGUUCGAAAUUAGAGAUUAUAGCGGUAAUAGAGAUGCAAAUGAGAGUUCCCAUGAUUACAAUGGUGCAGAUUCAGAAACUUCUUUCAGAGGCAACAAGAGUUAUAAUAAUAGGAACAAAAGAAGAGAUUACGAUGAUGAACCAUUUAGACGCAGCAAUAACAACAGGCGCUCAUUCUCUCGUAACAAUGAUAAAAACAAUUACUCUAGUAGAAAUGACAACAGAUAUUAG
Saccharomyces paradoxus is the source of this 2001-nucleotide messenger RNA. It is a transcript of the gene MSS116, whose product is annotated as ATP-dependent RNA helicase. NCBI's taxonomy places the organism in Eukaryota, Fungi, Ascomycota, Saccharomycetes, Saccharomycetales, Saccharomycetaceae. Gene Ontology annotation, molecular function: nucleic acid binding; ATP binding. Gene Ontology annotation, cellular component: mitochondrion. The transcript has a single exon. The coding region runs from base 1 to 2001 and encodes 666 amino acids. The record is from RefSeq and is a predicted model, not a curated record.